Racocetra persica is the source of this 311-nucleotide messenger RNA. The record is from the annotation of a GenBank genome assembly. Lineage: Eukaryota; Fungi; Glomeromycota; Glomeromycetes; Diversisporales; Gigasporaceae.
AGUUCAUUUAUGGCUCUUGCAUUCAAAGUUGAUCCGGAUUUUUCCAAUGUCGUUGACGAAGCGCUUUAUGCAAUUCAAACAAUAUAUGAAUUUGCAAGAAAAGGAAUUUACCCAAUAAAUGUUGUUUUUUUCACAAUUCUUGAUACUCCUGGAUGGGAAGAUUAUGCAUCAGUAAUGGCGCAAAGAUAUUUUGAUAAGUACAAAUCAAUACCUCAGUGGGCAAGGGAAUGGGAGUUUAUUCCAAAUGUGAAACCUUAUAUUGCGGAUGUUAUAUCAGAUCGAAUUAAACAAUUCGAGAAAGUACGCGCAAA